AUGGGGAAACUAUGUAGCACACUUUGCUUCAACUCUUUUGUCUUUUCAAUAACUCCUAAUGCAGGUCAGCCACUGGGUCCUUUAGAUGGAAUUCCUGUUGCAGUAAAAGACAACUUCAAUACAGCUGGCAUUGAGACAACAUGUGCAUCCAACAUGCUGAAAGGUUAUAUUCCUCCUUACAAUGCUACAGUAGUUCAGAAAUUACUGGAUCAGGGAGCUGUGCUUUUAGGAAAAACAAACCUAGAUGAAUUUGCAAUGGGAUCUGGAAGUACAGAUGGAGUCUUUGGACCAGUCAGAAAUCCCUGGAGUUACUCAAGGCAGUACAAGGAAAAAUCCAUGCCAGGAUCCCAUUCUAAGGAUGAAGAUUCUAACUGGGUGAUAACAGGAGGGAGCUCAGGGGGCAGUGCAGCUGCUGUGUCAUCCUUCACCUGCUUUGCAGCCUUAGGGUCAGACACAGGAGGAUCUACCAGGAACCCUGCUGCUCACUGUGGUGUAGUAGGUUUAAAGCCAACAUAUGGCCUGAUCUCUCGCCAUGGUCUCAUUCCUCUAGUGAACUCCAUGGAUGUGCCAGGAAUCCUAACCAGAUGCGUGGAUGAUGCAGCACUUGUGUUAGGUUUACUUGCUGGACACGAUCCUAGAGACUCUACCACAAUUCAGGAUGACUUUAAGCCAUUUGAACUACCCAAUUUGACUGAUGUCAGCAAACUCUCCAUAGGAAUUCCAAAGGAAUAUCAUGUACCAGAGCUUUCUAGUGAGAUUCUGGCUGUCUGGUCCAAGGCUGCUGACCUCUUCAAGAAUGCAGGUGCCAAAGUGAUAGAAGUGAGUCUACCACACACAUGUUACUCAAUUGUCUGCUACCAUGUGCUGUGCACAGCAGAAGUGGCAUCAAAUAUGGCCAGAUUUGAUGGACUGGAAUAUGGACACCGUUCUGCCAUGAACAAGUCCACAGAAAGCAUGUAUGCUGCAACACGCCGGGAAGGCUUCAAUGAUGUUGUCAGAGGAAGAAUUCUCUCAGGAAACUAUUUCUUGUUGAAACAGAACUAUGAGGAUUACUUUCUCAAGGCACAGAAAGUCAGACGUCUCAUUGCUGACGACUUUAGGAAGGUUUUCAGGAGCGGCGUCGAUAUUUUGCUCACUCCCACCACUCUGACUGAUGCAGCAACUUAUGUGGAAUUCAUCAAGGAGGACAACAGAACCCGUAGUGCUCAAGAUGACAUCCUGACCCAGGCUGUAAACAUGGCUGGACUGCCAGCCAUAAAUGUUCCUACAGCUCUGUCAGAGAGAGGCUUGCCAAUUGGGCUUCAGUUCAUUGGACGUUCAUUCCAGGAGAAGCAGCUUCUCACUGUAGCCAAAUGGUUUGAAAAACAAGUGAAAUUCCCAGAGAUCCAGCUAGAAGAACUGAACAGCCAUGAUCACAAUGUCCUUCAGCAGCAGAAAUCUGCUUCUUUCUCAUAAGGUGGGACUUGCUAGUCAGCUAAAGCAAGAAGACAGUGGGGAUGGUCUAAAAAUGUACUCCUGCAGCUCAUGCUCUUCUGGAGAAAUAAUAAUCUGCUUUAAGAAGAACAUAUACAGUAAUGCAGGAUGGAAUCAUCACAGCUUGUUACUAUGUAAUUAAGGCCAAGUGAGUCAUUAAGUAAAUAUGUCUGUUAUUAAGAACCAUUUCUAACUGAUAUUAAAAACACCAGGUUGAAAUGAUGUAUCUUAUGCCUGUGGAAUGGCUUUUCUCCAUCC
Messenger RNA from Chaetura pelagica (chimney swift), 1731 nucleotides. RefSeq names its product glutaminyl-tRNA synthase (glutamine-hydrolyzing)-like 1 (gene QRSL1). The record is from RefSeq and is a predicted model, not a curated record. The transcript is spliced from 9 exons. Bases 1 to 1455 code for a protein of 484 amino acids. Gene Ontology annotation, biological process: glutaminyl-tRNAGln biosynthesis via transamidation; mitochondrial translation. Gene Ontology annotation, cellular component: mitochondrion; glutamyl-tRNA(Gln) amidotransferase complex. Lineage: Eukaryota; Metazoa; Chordata; Aves; Apodiformes; Apodidae. Gene Ontology annotation, molecular function: glutaminyl-tRNA synthase (glutamine-hydrolyzing) activity.